Oryza sativa Japonica Group (Japanese rice) is the source of this 2290-nucleotide messenger RNA. Lineage: Eukaryota; Viridiplantae; Streptophyta; Magnoliopsida; Poales; Poaceae. The record is from RefSeq and is a predicted model, not a curated record.
UUUGUAUACACGCUACAUGUAGUUGUAGACUGCAGAGCAAAUUGAAUAGUAAACAAUGAAGCGCUGCCAGAGCUCCCGGCCGACGGCGGCAGUAGCUGCCGUCGUUGCAGCUGUCUCCAUGAUCAUCGUCCUCGUCUCCGGCACGGCCAUCCCGUCGGCGGCCGCGGCGGCGGCCGUCGAGCACACGUUCGUGGUGAGCCAGGUGAAUAUGACGCACUUGUGCAAGGAGAUGGCGUUCACGGUGGUGAACGGGCAGCUCCCGGGGCCGACGAUAGAGGUCACCGAGGGAGACUCCGUGACCGUGCACGUUGUCAACAAGUCGCCAUACAACUUAACAAUCCAUUGGCAUGGAGUGUACCAGUUGCUGAACUGUUGGAACGACGGGGUGCCGAUGAUCACCCAGCGCCCCAUCCAGCCCAACCACAACUUCACCUACCGGUUCAACGUCGCCGGGCAGGAAGGUACCCUGUGGUGGCACGCGCACGACGCCUUUCUCCGGGGAACCGUACACGGUGCUCUCAUCAUACGCCCUAGGCACGGCGCCGCCUCCUAUCCCUUCCCCAGGCCUCACAGGGAGGUCCCCAUCAUCAUAGGGGAGUGGUGGGAGAAGGAUCUUCCACAGGUGGACAGGAACAUGACCAACGGUUACUUUGAUGAUUACUCCAGUGGGUCAACAAUUAAUGGCAAGCUUGGAGAUCUCUUCAAUUGCUCCGGCGUGUUGGAAGAUGGGUACGUGCUGGACGUAGAACCUGGCAAGACGUACCUGCUGCGAAUAAUCAACGCGGCGCUCUUCUCUGAGUACUUCCUCAAGAUCGCCGGCCACAGGUUCACGGUGGUCGCCUCCGACGCCAACUACCUCACUCCCUACAGCACCGACGUCGUCGUCAUCGCGCCCGGCGAGACGCUCGACGCCAUUGUCGUCGCCGACGCGCCCCCGUCCGGCAGGUACUACAUCGCCGCCCAGCCCAUCCAGGCGCCGCCGCCCGACACGCAGACGCCGGAGUACGCCACCAGAGGCACGCUGCAGUACAGCAGCAACAGCAGGAACUCGUCAGCCGCUGCCAUGCCGGAGAUGCCGCACCAGCACGACACGAUGAGAUCGUUCUACUUCCGCGGCAACCUGACGGCCGGCGCGCGCCUCCACCGCCACGGCCGGCGGCGUGUCCCGGCGCGCGCCGACGAGAGCCUGUUCGUCACGCUCGGCCUCGGCUCCGUCUGCCGCCACGGCGGCGCGUCCUGCAAGAGAGGGGGCAACCUGAAGGAGUCCAUCGUGGUGGCGAACGUGAACAACGUCUCGUUCCACAUCCCCGCCGCGGCGGCGACGCCGAUCCUGGAGGCGCACUACUACCACCGCCUCCACGCCGGCGCCGGCGAGGAGGAGGAGGAGCUCGCCGAGCGGCCGCCGAGGGCGUACAACUACACGGACCAGGCGCUGACGCCGUUCGGGCCGGAGGAGAUGCGGCUGGAGGCGACGUCGAGGGCGGUGGUGACGCGGCGGUUCAGGCACGGCGCGACGGUGGACGUGGUGUUCCAGAGCACGGCGAUGCUGCAGGGGGACUCGAACCCGAUGCACCUGCACGGCCACGACGUGUUCUUGCUGGCGCAGGGCAUCGGCAUCUACGACGCGGCCAGGGAUGAGGGCAAGUUCAACCUGGUGAACCCGCCGAGGAAGAACACCGUGCUCGUCCCCAAUCUUGGCUGGGCAGCCGUCCGAUUUGUCGCCGACAACCCAGGGGCAUGGUUAAUGCAUUGCCACUUCGAAUUCCAUUUGUCGAUGGGCAUGGCUGCAGUGUUCAUUGUAGAGGAUGGGCCAACAGUGGAUACAUCUCUCCCCCCACCACCGGAAGAUUUCUAGGACGGAAGGCCAUGAAGAGAAUCUCCUCUCCUGCGAAAUUAAUUCUUACCUCCAAGUCUCAGGAGGCAUGUACCUAAAAAUAUAAUUUUCCACCGUUAAUAGUUUUCGAAUAAACUAGAUAAACUAAUGAAUCACAUGUAUGUUUUCUUCGAGACAAAAUGUAUCUGUGUGAAUUUCAUAUAUCUUUCCUAAACAUUAAUUGAUUAGGCUGUUAUGCCAAAAAGAUCUCUAUCAACAAAUAAGGUAGUACGCACAUUUAUUCAUAGAGAUAGGUGUGUGUUUAUAUGUUUCGAUUUAUCACAAUCAUAAGACUAUAAGUCCACAGGGUGUGCGCGCCUUUUUAAUAGUGAGUACGCAUGCAGUUACACAUGUAAGUAUAUGCAUCUGUAAUGUAUUUGCAAUAAGAAAAAGAAAUGCACUAUUGCUACGAUGCUA